Triticum urartu is the source of this 842-nucleotide messenger RNA. RefSeq names its product peptide methionine sulfoxide reductase B5. Gene Ontology annotation, molecular function: peptide-methionine (R)-S-oxide reductase activity. Lineage: Eukaryota; Viridiplantae; Streptophyta; Magnoliopsida; Poales; Poaceae. The record is from RefSeq and is a predicted model, not a curated record. Gene Ontology annotation, biological process: protein repair; response to oxidative stress.
UGAAUCGGGUGCCAAAUGGACGCCGCGCUUCCCUUCCCACCCGCAGGCAUCAAAACGUGGUCAGUCGCCCCCACCGCGCAAAAGGUCUCCGCUAUCCUCUUCCCCUCCCUGUCUCCCUCGUCGGCGCUCCGCCCGCUUCGUGUUCCCUGCGUUCGCCGCGCGCGCGAUCGAUGGCGUCCGGCGACAGCAAGCCGAGGAGCGAGGAGGAGUGGCGCGCCGUCCUCAACCCCGAGCAGUUCCGCAUCCUCCGCCUCAAGGGCACCGAGUCAGUAUAUAUACUUUCUGCCAUCUCUCGAUCCGCCAGUUUGUUCCUCGAGUGUAUGCCAUGCGUGUUUGGCCGAUUUUGAUGUUGGCGCCUUGGCCAUCGAUUGGUUGCCGGGAACAGGCGAGUACAACAAGUUCUAUGGUGACGGGGCGUACAACUGCGUUGGCUGCGGAACGCCCCUGUACAAGUCCACCACCAAAUUCGACUCCGGCUGCGGCUGGCCGGCCUUCUUCGAAGGACUUCCUGGAGCCAUACACCGGACGCCUGACCCUGAUGGUAGGAGGGUUGAGAUCACAUGCGCAGCUUGCGGUGGGCAUUUGGGCCAUGUGUUCAAGGGAGAAGGCUUCAAGACGCCUACCGAUGAGCGCCACUGCGUCAACAGCGUUUCCAUCAAGUUUACUCCUGCCUCCUCCUGAAUCCGGUUCUCGAGUCAUUUGGAUGAACUUGUGAAAACAAAUGCAUAAUAAUGAUUAGGUUCCAGAAUCCGUUUUCUCGGAGUUGUGUGGAUGAAUUCCCCUGGUCCGAAACUGCGGAAAGCGGGUAAAUAAAAUAUUGUCUUGCAAGUUUCUACUGUUAA